Emiliania huxleyi CCMP1516 is the source of this 535-nucleotide messenger RNA. RefSeq lists its product as hypothetical. The annotation marks the transcript as partial. Lineage: Eukaryota; Haptophyta; Isochrysidales; Noelaerhabdaceae. The record is from RefSeq and is a predicted model, not a curated record. The transcript has a single exon.
AUGACGUCCUUUGGCGAGCUGCUCCAGCUCGCGGGCACGUCGGACCCGGCCGAGCUCUUUGGCCGCGCGUGGCGCCUCUGGGGCUCCGUUCAGCGCUCGAUCGAGCCGGCAGCGGCCGAGGGCGAGCUGCGCUCGGCGCAGGCGCUGAUGAGCAUCCUGGUCGACGCGGGCGCGCUCUCCGAGCGCCAGCUCUCCCAGGCGGAGCUCUGUCGUUCCUCCGUCUCCGCGCUCCUCGCCACGCUCGAAAGCCCCGGCGCCGCCCGAGCCGGCGCUCAGCCAGUCGCAGCUGCGGCUGCGGAGAGCGAGACGCCGAGCUCCGAUCUGGGCGCCGCGCACGCGGCCCCGCACGCGGGCCGCCGGCACGCGCCGCGGCCCGACGCGCUGCCGGCGCCCUCCAUGCUGCUCGGGAGCGGCCUGCUUGCCGCAAGGCCCUCCCGCGGUUUGGCGGCGGGCGGCGGCGGGGGCUGGGGGCGCGCGGGGGGGGGGGCGUCCGCGGCGCCCGGCGCGGCGCGCGGGGUCUGGUUGGCGGCCGGCG